Messenger RNA from Cucurbita moschata (crookneck pumpkin), 1393 nucleotides. Its product is annotated as NAC domain-containing protein 43. Bases 125 to 1309 code for a protein of 394 amino acids. Lineage: Eukaryota; Viridiplantae; Streptophyta; Magnoliopsida; Cucurbitales; Cucurbitaceae. Gene Ontology annotation, molecular function: DNA binding. The record is from RefSeq and is a predicted model, not a curated record. The transcript is spliced from 3 exons. Gene Ontology annotation, biological process: regulation of DNA-templated transcription.
UGUUGUAAUCAUAUUCUCACACCCUUCCUUGCUCUUCUCCAAGCAUCAUACUAAAACUACACUUGCUUCAACUAUAUAUGCCAACCCCUCUCUGUUUCCAAACAAAAACAUAACACACACCCAAAUGAGUAUCUCCGUGAAUGGCCACUCCCAAGUCCCUCCCGGCUUCCGCUUCCACCCCACCGAAGAGGAGCUCCUCCACUACUACCUCCGCAAGAAGCUCUCCUUCCACACCGUCGAUUUGGAUGUCAUUCCCGAUGUCGACCUCAACAAGCUCGAGCCGUGGGACAUCCAAGAGAAAUGCAAGAUCGGAACCACUCCCCAAAACGAUUGGUACUUUUUUAGUCAUAAAGAUAAAAAGUAUCCCACCGGUACUCGCACCAAUCGCGCCACCGCUGCUGGCUUCUGGAAGGCCACGGGUCGUGAUAAAGUCAUUUACACCAACUCCCGCCGAAUUGGUAUGAGAAAGACUCUUGUUUUUUAUAAAGGUCGCGCCCCUCACGGCCAGAAGUCUGAUUGGAUCAUGCAUGAAUAUCGCCUCGAUGAAAUUUCCACCUCCCAAUCCAGUAAUAUUAAGGCGUCGUCGAGCGGUGUGAUUGGAGACGGAGGACAAGAAGAGGGGUGGGUUGUGUGUAGGAUAUUCAAGAAGAAAAACCACCACAAAACCCUGGACAGCCCUGUCAGUACUACAAUUACCGAAACACCCUCCUCUCUCUUGCUUGAUUCUUGCAAUGACGGAGCGUUGGAGCAAAUCUUUCAUUACAUGGGUCGAAGCUGCAAGGACAUAGAAGACGGAGACGGAGACGGAGACGGAGACGGCGGCGGUGGGAGAUUGCUCAGCCCCAUCGACACUUCCACUGGCGGUAGUUACCUGGAUGGCAGAUUCUCCAAACUUCCAAACCUCGAAAGCCCCAAUUCCACCAGCACCCACAACUGCCACCAACCCAUUAACAACCAUGUGGGCCCCACCGAUCCGAUUCUAAUUUCCGGCUACCAACUGGAGUCCUCUUCUGCCGCCGCGGCUACAGCUCCUCACAACUGGGCGGCGUUCGACCGGCUGGUGGCCUCGCAACUGAACGGCCAAAUUGAAGUGUCCAAUAUGAUUUAUUACAAUGACCAAUUACCAACUCCACCAACACUACGCGGAACGACAUCGUUUUCGUCCAAAUCAUCCUCCUCUUCUUACACCGCCGCCGCCGGUCAGGAUUACAACAACGUGGACACAGAGCUGUGGAGCUUUGCGAAGUUGUCGUCAUCCCUGUCGUCGUCGUCUGACCCAUUAUGCCACGUGUCCAACACUCCAAUAUAGCUGCUACUGAGAAUCAUCCACGCGAAGAGAGAGAAAGAGAGAAGAAUUUGAAGACAAGGUUUUUAAUUAAUUAAUUAAAUAUUU